AUGAACAAAUGUCAAUUUUUUAAGAAGGAGAUUGAAUUCUUGGGUUUUACAAUUAGUGAAAAUGGUAUCGGAGUAAUUAAAGAAAAAGUUGAACCUAUUGCUAAAGUUCCACCACCAAAGAACAUUAAGGAAUUGAGAUCGUUUCUUGAUAAUGUUGUCAAACCAAUUGCUUUUAAUUCUCGUGCCCUAACCAAAGCUGAACGUAAUUACUCGCAGCUUGACAGAGAGGCAUUGGGUAUUGUUUUUGCUGUUAAGACGUUCCACCAGUAUUUGUAUGGCAGGAAAUUUCUUUUGGAAACGGAUCACAAGCCGUUACAGUUUAUCUUUAACCCCAAGAAAGGUUUGCCUGUUUUUGCUGCGAGUUGGGUGCAGAGGUGGGCAGUAUUUUUGUCUGGAUAUCAUUACGAUCUUGUACAUAUUAAGGGAACUAGUAAUGUAAUCGCUGAUUAUUUAUCACGGGCGCCUAAAUUAAGUGAAGAGGAAAUGGAGAAAAACGAAUUUACUUAUUUAGAUUAUGUAGAAUCUGAGAUCCAUACUAUUGACAGUGAACUGAUUCGUGAAGAAACAAAAAAAGAUAUGAUUUUAUCUCAAGUUUUAGAAUACGUUAUGAAUGGGUGGCCGGAUAAAGUUGAUGCUAAAAUUGACAGUUUUAAAAACAGAUAUCGUGAGUUGGCGGUGGAGCGUGAAUGUCUGAUGUGGGGAUAUCGUGUGGUUAUUCCUAGUUCACUUCGGGAAAUGUUGCUGAGAGAGCUUCAUUCGAGCCAUAUGGGUAUUGUGCGGAUGAAGGCCGUUGCACGUUCUUAUAUCUGGUGGCCUGGUAUUGAUGGUGACAUCGAAAACACAACACAACGGUGUAUUUUAUGCUUGGAGAACUCAGAUAAUCCACCAAGAGCUAAGUUACAAAAUUGGAAAUGGCCUGAAGGCCCUAAUCAACGUCUUCAUAUAGAUUUUCUGGGCCCGAUUGAUGGGAGAAUGUAUAUGGUUAUAAUUGAUGCUUUCUCUAAGUGGCUAGAGGUAAAAGAAAUGAAGGACAUUACGUCGAGGACAACAAUUGUGGCCCUCAAGGAGUAUUUCCGUUCAUGGGGCUAUCCAGAGAUUAUUGUGAGUGAUAAUGGUCCCAGCUUGGGCUCGGAGGAAUUUGAGAAAUUCAUGGAUGACAGGAGAAUUCUUCACAUCAAAACAGCACCGUAUCACCCAGCCUCAAACGGAGCAGCUGAAAACGCUGUGAAGACUUUUAAAAACAAAUUUAAGUUGUUGCUCAAAGAAGGUUUGAGUCGUGAAGAAGCUCUGGAUAGAUUUCUUUUGAGUUAUAGAUCUACGCCACAUUGUACGACUGGAUGUUCACCUGCAGAAUUACAAUGCGGAAGACCGAUGAGAACAUCAAUUGACUUGGUUAGACCCAAUCUUCGUGGUCAUGUAUUGAAGCAACAGCUAAGUCAACAGAUACAUGCCUCGGGGAAUCGAAAAUGUCUUUUCAGCUAUGGAGACAUAGUGAUGGCAAAAGACGUUAUGAGAAACAAAUGGAUUCAAGCGAAGGUGAUGAAUCAAUUGUCUCCAGUAACUUACGUUGUGAAAACAAUUGAUGAUCGUCUAUGGAAACGUCAUAUAGAUCAGCUUAAAUCCUCCUUGUUAACUGAAAAACCGGCAUUGGUAGCUGAAGUCAACCCUGGUUUUUUGGACAGUUUUGUAAACGAAGCUAAUUCAGAGGAUCAGCCGAGGAGUUUUGGAAUUCCUGAGAAGUCUCCAGAGUUCAAUGAACCACAGGUUUCCGAGAACAAAUCAAGGGACAUCUCUGAUAGAGAAGCGACUGUGGCAGCCGACGAGUCUCCAGACAGCCCACUGAAAUCAUCUGAGCUAGUAUCACCCGUUUCAGAUAGGCUCACUCCACGACCGGCUAACUCACGUCUGACAAACCAACGUUUUUCGGCCACUCCACCAGUAGUUGAGUUGAGACGUUCUUCACGUAUUGGGAAACCAGUUGAACGACUGAACUUGUAA
Messenger RNA from Fopius arisanus, 1998 nucleotides. RefSeq lists its product as uncharacterized. The coding region runs from base 1 to 1998 and encodes 665 amino acids. The record is from RefSeq and is a predicted model, not a curated record. NCBI's taxonomy places the organism in Eukaryota, Metazoa, Arthropoda, Insecta, Hymenoptera, Braconidae. Gene Ontology annotation, molecular function: nucleic acid binding. The transcript has 2 exons. Gene Ontology annotation, biological process: DNA integration.